Molecule: messenger RNA, 408 nt
Organism: Saccoglossus kowalevskii
Lineage: Eukaryota; Metazoa; Hemichordata; Enteropneusta; Harrimaniidae
Product: retinol dehydrogenase 13-like
Source: RefSeq, a predicted model, not a curated record
AGCAUGGGUGUCAUAGGCAGAUUGGCAAGACUAGCAGUACCUCUAUCAUUCUUUGGCACAGCUGUCGGAUGUACCGUACUUGUAAAAGAUUAUUACAGUGGAGCAAGAUAUUCAGGUCAGGCAAGAAUAGAUGGUAAGACAGUCAUCAUAACAGGAGCAAAUACUGGUAUUGGAAAAGAAACAGCAAAGGAUUUGGCUGCAAGAGGAGGCCGUGUCAUCUUAGCAUGUAGAGAUACUAAUAAAGGUGAACAAGCAGCUGAGGAAAUCAGACAAAGCACUGAUAAUAAGAAUGUUUUUGUGAGGCAGUUGGAUCUAUCAUCAUUGCAGUCUGUAAGAACAUUCGCCGACAAUGUUGUCAAAGCUUCCAUAUUUGGAAUUGGUAAAGCUUUUGGAUAUCUAGUAGCAUAA